Messenger RNA from Lolium rigidum, 3608 nucleotides. RefSeq names its product sodium/hydrogen exchanger 8. Gene Ontology annotation, molecular function: sodium:proton antiporter activity. Gene Ontology annotation, biological process: proton transmembrane transport. The transcript is spliced from 23 exons. Lineage: Eukaryota; Viridiplantae; Streptophyta; Magnoliopsida; Poales; Poaceae. Gene Ontology annotation, cellular component: chloroplast envelope; membrane. The record is from RefSeq and is a predicted model, not a curated record. The coding region runs from base 16 to 3396 and encodes 1126 amino acids.
CGCCUCGCCCGCUCGAUGGAGGAGUCCGGCUCCAGCCCCGACGACGCCGUGCUCUUCUUCGGGGUCGCCCUCGUGCUCGGCAUCGGCUCCCGCCACCUCCUCCGCGGCACCCGCGUCCCCUACACCGUCGCGCUACUCGUCCUCGGCGUCGCCCUCGGUGGGCUCGAGUACGGGACCAAGCACGGCCUAGGCAAGCUCGGAGCUGGCAUCCGUAUAUGGGCUGGCAUUAAUCCUGAUCUUCUCUUGGCGGUUUUCCUCCCCGCCCUUCUCUUCGAGAGCUCAUUCUCGAUGGAAGUACACCAGAUAAAGAAAUGCAUGGCCCAGAUGGUGUUACUGGCUGUUCCAGGUGUGGUGAUCUCAACGGUUCUGCUUGGAACUGCUGUAAAGCUUACUUUUCCAUACGACUGGAACUGGAAAACAUCCUUCUUGUUUAGUGGACUGCUUAGUGCGACCGAUCCUGUCGCUGUGGUUGCACUCCUAAAAGACCUCGGAGCGAGUAAAAAGCUCAGCACAAUAAUUGAAGGAGAAUCUUUAAUGAAUGACGGGACUGCUAUUGUCGUCUAUCAGUUAUUCUAUCGAAUGGUGCUCGGGACAACUUUCGAUGCAGGGUCCAUAAUAAAGUUCUUGUCAGAAGUUUCACUUGGAGCUGUUGCUUUGGGCCUUGCGUUUGGAAUCGCAUCAGUACUAUGGCUGGGCUUUAUUUUCAAUGAUACGAUCAUAGAGAUUUCACUUACUCUCGCUGUCAGCUAUAUUGCUUUCUUCACUGCGCAAGAUGCAUUGGAGGUCUCUGGUGUUUUGGCCGUCAUGACCUUGGGGAUGUUCUAUGCUGCUUUUGCAAAAACUGCUUUUAAGGGAGACAGCCAAGAAAGUUUACAUCAUUUCUGGGAAAUGAUUGCUUACAUUGCAAACACACUUAUUUUCAUACUGAGCGGGGUUGUUAUUGCAGAUGGUGUACUACAGGAUAAUAUCCAUUUUGAGAGACAUGGCGCUUCCUGGGGGUUCCUUCUUCUGCUCUAUGUGUUUGUGCAACUAUCGCGGGCUGUAGUUGUCAUUGUUUUGUAUCCAUUGUUGCGUCACUUUGGGUAUGGUAUGGACAUCAAAGAAGCCACAGUUCUUGUUUGGUCAGGGCUGCGAGGGGCUGUUGCUCUAUCACUCUCUCUGUCUGUUAAACGUGCUAGUGAUGCAGUUCAACUUUAUCUGAAACCAGAAGUCGGAACAAUGUUUGUGUUCUUCACUGGUGGCAUCGUCUUUCUGACAUUGAUUGUGAAUGGUUCUACGACACAAUUUUUGUUGCACCUACUUGGUCUGGGGAAACUUUCAGCAACGAAGCUUCGUGUAUUGAAGUAUACAAGAUAUGAAAUGCUAAACAAGGCAUUAGAGGCUUUUGGUGAUCUCAGGGAUGAUGAGGAACUUGGGCCUGCUGAUUGGAUUACUGUGAAGAAAUAUAUCACAUGUUUGAAUAACUUGGAAGAUGAACAAGCACAUCCUCAUGAUGUUCCUGACAAAGAUGAAAGCGUGCAUACCAUGAAUUUGAAGGAUACUCGAGUGCGCCUUUUGAAUGGUGUACAAGCUGCUUACUGGGGAAUGCUUGAAGAGGGACGGAUAACUCAAUCCACAGCAAAUAUUUUAAUGAGAUCAGUUGAUGAAGCUAUGGAUCUUGUUUCUGGCCAAUCAUUAUGCGAUUGGAAGGGUUUGCGGUCCAAUGUUCAUUUCCCGAAUUACUAUAGGUUCCUUCAGAUGAGCAGAUUGCCACGAAGACUUGUUACAUACUUCACAGUAGAAAGAUUGCAGUUAGGAUGUUACAUCUGUGCUGCAUUUCUUCGUGCUCAUCGAAUUGCAAGGAGACAACUACAUGAUUUUCUUGGUGAUAGUGAGGUUGCAAGAAUUGUCGUUGAUGAAAGUACUGCUGCGGGGGAGGAAGCUAAAAAAUUUCUGGAAGAUGUCCGUGUUACAUUCCCUCAGGUGCUCCGUGCAUUAAAGACUCGACAAGUAACAUAUGCAGUAUUGACACACCUGAGCGAGUAUAUUCAAGACCUUGGAAAGACUGGGUUGCUUGAGGAAAAGGAAAUGGCCCAUCUCGAUGAUGCUUUGCAGACAGACUUGAAGAAGCUUAAAAGGAAUCCACCACUGGUGAAAAUGCCAAGAGUUAGCGAACUUUUGAACACUCAUCCUUUAGUUGGUGCACUGCCUGCUGCUGUUCGUGAUCCGUUGUUAAGUAAUACAAAAGAAACAAUAAAAGUACACGGAACAGUCCUUUAUACGGAAGGCUCCAGGCCGACUGGUAUAUGGCUUGUUUCGACUGGAAUAGUAAAGUGGACAAGUCAGAGACUAAGCACCAGACAUUCAUUGGAUCCAAUUUUCUCACAUGGGAGCACGUUGGGUCUAUAUGAGGCUUUAGUUGGAAAGCCUUAUAUUUGUGACAUUAUUACAGAAUCGGUGGUGCAUUGUUUCUUCAUUGAAGCAGAAAAAAUUGAACAAUUGCGCCAGUCUGAUCCCUCCAUUGAGGAUUUUAUGUGGCAGGAAAGUGCUCUAGUCAUUGCGAGGAUUUUUCUCCCUCAGAUAUUUGAGAAAAUGGCAAUGCAUGAGAUGAGGGUUCUCAUUUCUGAAAGAUCUAUGUUGAACAUCUACAUUAAGGGGGAAGACAUUGAACUCGGUCAUAAUUACGUAGGCAUCUUACUAGAAGGAUUUCUGAAGAUGAACAACCAUUUGAUCACACCUCCAGCCGUGCUGCUGCCGUCAAACACUGAUUUGAAUGUAUUUGGCCUGCAGUCUUCAGUCAUGAACCAUAUAGACUAUUGCUAUACUGCAACCAGUUAUCAGGUGGAAGCCAGAGCGAGGGCUAUCUUAUUUGAAAUACGGAGGCCAGAGGCAGAGAGCGAUCUGCAAAGAAGUGCAUCGUUGCUGUCUCCAACCCUCGGGCCAUCACGAACGCAGAGCAAAGAGCAUGUCGGUCUGGUAAGGUGGCCGGAGAGUUUCCGGAGGUCCAGAGGGCCUGGAAACCCAAGCUUGGUUGAUAUCGGAAGCCAGAGCUUCUCUGCUAGAGCCCUGCAAGUCAGCAUGUAUGGCAGCAUGAUGGAUGAUAUGCACCCUGCUCAGCGUCGACAAAGGCCUCAUCCUGUGAAAGCAAACCAGGAGCACAGCGCGUCCUAUCCAAAGGUGCCUUCAAGGGCGAUGUCCAACUCGCGGCCUCUGCUAUCCGUGCAGUCAGAGGGUUCCAAUCUGAUGAACAGAAAGUCUGCUCCUGCUCCUGCCAUUGCUCCUUUUCCGCCCCGCCGGCAACGCAGGGCCAUAGCGGAAGAAGACAACUCAAGCGACGAGUCCGUGGAGGAAGAGAUUAUUGUUAGAGUGGACUCUCCCAGCAUGCUCACUUUCCAUCCGCCGUCACAAGGCAACUGAUGGAUGCGGCCUGUACCUGUUGCAUAAUAUUUUUUUUUGGUUAGUUUCUGGUUGUUUAUCAUGUAUACCACGUAAUUUGUUGCGUAAUAGUUGUUGUGAACAUUGGCACCACGCUGUAUGUGUAUAUCGCUACAUGUUCAAAAUGUACAAUAAUAGGUUCAAUAAGAAAACCAACCGAGAUCAUUUGGUAAUGAAAUUAUAUAUUCCUUUUA